UGAAGCUCUCCACAGUAGUUUGCAUCGGGCUUGGGCAGAUGCUGUGAACAGCAAGUCCUCACCGAGCUCCUGGCAAGGGCGGUGGAGGUGUGGGGCAACAGGUGGACCGUGUCGUGGAUGGUGUCCAUAUCAACACUAGACCGGUAAUGGGCAAUGAUAAUACGAAAUGAAGAUGGGUCCAUUUCCUUGCGUGUUUGGCUUGUUACUUUUCCUGCAGUCGGUAUCUUUGGGUCAGACGUACAAUCAGCUACCAUAUUUCUUGAACUACUACUUUGAUCAAUAUAUUUUAAUCUAUGAAAAUGUCUCUGUUGGAACCUCCAUAACCAAAUUAUGGGCCAGAGAUCCAGACAAUGACACGCUUGUGUUCGGUGUUGCCGGAGAGGAAGCCAGCAAGUACUUUGCAGUAGAAAGCGAGAGUGGUGUCGUGUGGCUUCGUCAGCCUUUGGAUAGAGAGGUGGUAUCAGAACUUCAAGUGGAGUUCUCUGUUAGUGACAAGCAAAGUGUUAUUAAGGGCAUUGUCAAUAUUCAAGUAGGUGAUGUCAAUGAUAACCCACCGGUAUUCCACAACCAACCCUACAGUGUGAGAAUCCCUGAGAACACACCAGCAGGGACGCCAAUUUUCAUAGUGAAUGCCACGGACCGCGAUCAGGGAACUGGGGGUAGUGUGCUGUAUUCAUUCCAGCCUCCAUCGCGCUUUUUCGCCAUUGAUGGAGCCAGAGGAGUGGUGACUGUUCAAAGACCACUGGAUUAUGAGACUACUCAAGCCUAUCAGCUGCAAGUCAAUGCAACGGACCAGGACAAAGACCACCCCUUGUCUACAUUGGCCAACCUCGCUAUCACCAUAACAGACAUCCAGGACAUGGACCCAAUUUUCAUCAACCUUCCUUACAGUACAAACAUACAUGAAAACUCCCCUCCUGGGCAGACCGUACGAGUAAUUACAGCAUUGGAUCAGGACAGGGGAAGACCUCGUAGGAUUGGUUACACCAUCGUUUCGGGUAACACCAACAGCAUCUUUGCUUUAGAUUACAUCAGUGGAGCCUUAACUCUUAAUGGCCCUCUGGAUCGAGAAAACCCCCUCUACAGCUCGGGGUUCACAUUGACCGUGAGGGGUACUGAGCUAAAUGAUAACGGAACACCAUCAAAUGCAACCGUCUCCACCACGUUUAAUAUCUUGGUCAUUGACGUCAAUGAUAAUCCACCAGAAUUCAACCGUUCUGAAUACCAUGUCCGCAUUACAGAACUGGCCCAGGUGGGCUUUGCUCUUCCACUCUUCAUCCAGGUGCAAGACAAAGAUGAUGUUCCCAACAACAUGUUUGAUGUCCAGCUCAUCGGGAACAAUUCGGACCACUUCACCAUUUCCCCGACCUCCGGCCAGGGGAAGGUCGAUAUCCGCAUGCGAGUGGCUGUGCCCCUGGAUUACGAGCGCAUUGCUCACUAUGAGUUCUCUCUCUUUGCAAAUGAGACUUUCUCGGAUCAUGUUGGUUUUGCUCGAGUGAAGAUUGACCUCAUCAAUGAAAAUGACAACAGGCCAGUAUUCAGCCAGCCUCUCUACAAUGUGAGCUUGUACGAGAACGCCACUGUUGGAAUCACUGUCGUUGGUGUUACUGCAACAGAUAAUGACGUUGGAAGCUAUGGAAACAUCCAUUAUUUCUUCAGUGAUGAUUCUGACAGGUUUGCAAUUGACAAGGAUACGGGCAAAAUAACGCUGAUUGGGAGCCUGGACUUUGAGACGACGCGGCGGUAUACUUUAACUCUCAUAGCCAAAGAUGGGGGCGGGGAGGAGACCACUGGCCGCGUGCGCAUUAACGUGCUGGAUGUCAACGACAACAUCCCCACCUUCCAGAAGGAGGCGUAUCUGGGAACAGUCCGAGAGAAUGAGGCAACUCCAGUGCCAAUAGUCCGAGUCCGAGUGAUUGAUGACGAUUCUCCACCAAACAACCAGAUCACUUACAGCAUUUUCAAUGCCUCCAUUCUGAGCAACUCCUUUGAUAUCGGGAUAUCAGAGGGCUAUGGAGUUGUUAUUGUCACAAGACCCAUUGACUUUGAGCAGGUACCAGGAGGAUUUGUCUACCUGACCAUUAUGGCUAAAGAUGCUGGAACUCCUCCUCUCCAUAGUACAGUGCCUGUGAUUGUUGAAGUUUUUGAUGAAAAUGACAAUUCUCCAACUUUCAGCCGGUCUUCCUAUGUAAUGGCAGUCCCUGAAAACAUCAUCGCAGGAGCCACAGUAUUAUUUGUUACAGCAUCUGAUCUGGACCAGUCUCGGGAGUAUGGGCAGGAGUCAAUAAUCUACUCUCUGGAGGGGUCCUCACUGUUUCGGAUCAACACUCGAUCAGGAGAAAUAACAACGACUUCACUGCUGGACAGAGAGACCAAAUUUGAGUACAUCCUGAUCGUCAGAGCAGUGGAUGGCGGAGUAGGGAACAACCAGAAGACAGGAAUAGCCACAGUGAACAUAACUCUGCUUGACAUUAAUGACAAUCACCCAGUUUGGAAGGAUGAGCCAUACUUGGUAAAUGUGGUUGAAAUGUCACCAGCUGAUACAGAUGUCAUCACUGUGUCAGCCUUUGACCCAGACCUGGCUGAGAAUGGCUCUGUUGUGUAUACUAUCAACCCACCCAACCCAUUCUAUCGAAUAAACAGAACCACAGGGAAGAUACGGACCUCAGGAGCAGUGUUGGACAGAGAGAAUAUGGAUGUCAGCGAUGCUGAAAUGAUGAGAAAAAUCAUUGUCUCCGUCACAGACCAGGGAAGGCCAGCUCUCCAAGCCAGCAGCAGCACAGUUGUUUCAGUCAACCUGUUAGAUCUCAACGAUAAUGACCCAGCUUUUCAAAAUUUGCCAUUCACUGCUGAGGUGCCAGAAGGCUUGCCUGUGGCCUCAUCCAUUUUCCAGAUAUCCGUGCUGGAUCCAGAUGAAGGUUUGAAUGGAUUGGUUACCUACUCCAUGCAAGUUGGCAUGCCCAGGUUGGACUUUGUGUUAAACUCUAGCACUGGUUUGAUCACCUCCACCACGGUACUGGACCGGGAGAGGAUAGCAGAGUACUAUCUGAAGUUAAUAGCCAGUGAUGCGGGAGCAGUACCAAGGGGUUCCACCAGCACCCUAACUGUACGAGUGAUGGAUGUCAAUGAUGAGACGCCGACGUUCCACCCAGCUGUUUACCACAUCUCGCUACUGGAGGACGUGGCCAGAGAUUACACGGUUGUUCACCUCAACUGUACCGAUGCAGAUGCUGGUCUUAAUGCCGAGCUCAGUUACUUCAUCACAGGUGGAAACAAUGAUGGAAAAUUCAGCGUUGGCUUUAGAGAUGGAAUUGUCAGGACUGUGGUGAAUCUGGAUAGAGAGACCCAAGUUUCUUACACACUUAUUCUAGAAGCUAUUGAUAACGGGCCCGCUGGUGGCAGAAAGACCGGGACAGCGACGGUGUAUAUCACGGUGAUGGAUGUCAACGACAAUCGACCCAUCUUCUUGCAGAAUACCUAUGAGGCCAGUGUCCCCGAGAACAUCACCGUGUCCACUAGCGUGCUGCAGGUAGAAGCCACUGAUGCAGAUGAAGGAGAUAACGGGAAGAUCUGGUACAGAAUCCUCUCAGGGAAUUCCAAUGAUAACUUCCGGAUGGACCAAGCCACUGGACUCAUCUCCAGAGGAAACCGCCCGCUGGACAGAGAGAGCAGUACUACCCACGUGUUGGAGGUGGAAGCUUACAAUAAUGACUUUGGGAGGAUGAGGAGCUCAGUCAGAGUCAUCGUGUAUGUCGAGGAUGUGAACGAUGAGGUGCCUGUUUUCACCCAGCAGCAGUACAACCGACUGGGCCUGAGAGAGACAGCGGGGAUUGGCACAUCAGUAAUCGUGGUCCGAGCAACCGACAGGGAUACGGGUGCCGGGGGUAUAGUAGCCUACACAAUUUUGACUGGGUCAGAAGGGAAGUUUUCCAUUGAUGAGAGUACAGGCCUUAUUACAACAGUAGAUUACUUGGACUAUGAAACCAGCACAAGCUAUCUGAUGAAUGUCUCUGCUAUGGACCAAACUCCACCCUACAACAAGGGAUAUUGCACUGUCUACGUCACCCUGUUAAAUGAAUUGGAUGAACCUGUGCAGUUUACAAAUGCAACGUACGAAGCUACAAUUACAGAGAACAUCGCGACUGGCACUGAGGUGGUUCAGAUUCAGGCCCGUUCCGCUGACAACAUGAACCUGAUCACUUACAGAUUUGACCCCGACACAUCUGCUCAGACCUUGUCCCUGUUCCAAAUAAACAGAGUCACCGGAGUAAUAACAGUCAGAGGGCAUGUGGAUCGGGAGAAAGGUGAUUAUUAUCUUAUUACUGUCAUAGCGGAUGAUGGUGGACCCAGAAAAGACUCCACUGUGGUAAUCAUCACUGUGGAAGAUAAGAAUGAUAACAGCCCCAUGUUUGAUGCAAGUUCCGAUUCCUCAGUGGAGAUACAGGAGGAUGCUCCCAUUGGCAAGCGAGUAGCUGUUGUCUCUGCACGGGAUCCGGAUGCUAAGCAGAAUGGACUGGUUAAUUUUACUAUUCUGUCUGGAAAUACUAACGGAGCAUUUCGGAUUAGCACCUCGAAUAGAAGUCGUGGAGAGAUCUACCUUGCUAAACACCUGGACAGAGAACAAACUGCCAGAUAUGUAUUAACGGUUCAGGCCUUUGACAAUGGUCUGCCACCACGCAAGACAAAUCACGUGAUCACUAUCACAGCUGUGGAUGUCAAUGACAAUGCCCCAGUUAUCUUGAACCCUGGCAGCUACAACAUCAGCAUUUAUGAGAACGUUGGAGGAGGAACUCCAGUCACCAGAGUUCGGGCGACGGACAUGGACUCCGGUGCCAAUGCUGUGCUCUAUUAUUACAUCACCAUGGGCAAUGAAGAUCUCACUUUCCGUAUUGAUCGGCUAACUGGAGAGAUUGUUACACGCCCUUCUCCUCCAGAUCGGGAGAGGCAGAGUUUUUAUCAGCUGACAGUUACAGUGGAAGAUGACGGUACCCCUUCACUCUCAGUGACAACUACAGUACUUGUACAUAUUUUGGAUGAGAAUGACAAUCACCCAGUGUUCCACCAACAACAGUACGACAUCACCUUGGACGAAGGGCCAUCAAGCUUGAAUUCUUUCACUGUAAUUGUGAAUGCAACAGAUCAGGAUGAAGGGCCCAAUGGAACCAUUACGUACGCAAUUGUGGAAGGGAAUAUCGAUAACACAUUCACUGUCCACAGUAUCACAGGUCAAAUCAGGGCAGUGAAAGAACUGGACUAUGAGGUGUCCCAUGGCCGAUACACACUCAUCGUUACAGCCACUGACCAGUGUCCGAACCUUGUAUACCGUCUGACCUCCACCACCACAGUGAUUGUCAGUGUGAAUGACAUCAAUGACAUGACCCCAAGGUUCCUUCAUCCCUAUGAAGGUCCAUAUGACAUCACUGAAGGUCAACCAGGUCCGAGAGUGUGGACAUUCCUUGCGGAAGAUGAAGACUCUGGCCCAAAUGGGCAAGUAGAAUACAGCAUCAUAGCAGGCGAUCCACUCAAUGAGUUCAUUAUUUCUCCAGUGGAAGGGGAACUCCGUGUGAGGAGAGAUGCCGAGUUAGAUCGCGAGAGUGUGGCAUUUUAUAACAUAACCAUUAUGGGCAAGGACAGAGGAACGCCACCGCUAAGCAGUACGGUACUGGUUGGAGUUCGUGUGCUGGAUAUAAAUGAUAAUGAUCCCAUGCUCCAGAACAUCCCACUGAACUGCACCAUCAGUGAAAGUACUGACACGUCCACCAGUGUUGCCAGGGUUCAGGCAACGGACAUCGACAGCGGUUCCAAUGCCCUCCUUACCUUCCACAUCACUGCUGGAAAUAUUAAUAAUGCCUUUUUUAUCAAUGAAACAACUGGUGUAAUUUAUGUCAACCGACCCCUGGAUAGAGAGCAGACUUCUGAAUAUCGUCUCACGAUCAUGGUGAAAGACAGUCCAGAAAACCCAAGACGUGCUCGAAGGGAUUCAGAUUUGCUGACAAUCACUAUCUCUGAUGAAAAUGAUAACAGGCCCAUGUUUACUCAAAGCUCUUAUCAAGCUGAAAUUUCUGAGAAUCCAGCAGCAGGUACACAAAUCACGCUGAUAAAUGGGCCUAUUUCAGCCUUUGACCGUGACGAGGGGCCAAAUGCUGUGGUUAGUUACCAAUUACUGGGGAACAGGACUGACUUCUUCAUUGUUGACAGAAACACAGGAAUUGUUUCUGUGACACCAGGAAAGACCAUUGACAGGGAGACUUUGCCCAGUGAACACCUGGAGUUCACAUUGGUAGCAGAAGAUGUUGGCCUACUGAGGAGUACGGCUGGGCUCACAGUGACCGUCCUGGACCAGAAUGACAAUGCACCAGUUUUCACCCCCAACUCUCUGACAGUACACGUUCGGGAAAACAGUCCCUCAGGUUUUAGCAUCGUUCAAGUAACAGCCACAGAUGCCGAUACUGGCGUGAAUCAACAACUGACCUACCGAAUAGAGGGAGGUGCCCAGGAUAAGUUUCUCAUUGACUCUGCCAGUGGAAUUAUCAAGGUGGCAAAUGGAGUGACUGUGGAUCGUGAGGAGAAGGGCUCUUACACCCUUGUUGUGGUUGUGACAGACCACGGGACUCCAUCUUUGUCGGCAAGUGCUACUGUCAACAUCAUCAUAGAUGAUGUGAACGACUGCCGUCCUGAGUUUGUUAACCCGAUCCAGACCAUCAGCAUCAGUGAAUCCGUCACGGUCGGUGCCAUCAUAGCAAACAUGACCGCUAUUGAUCGUGACCUGCGACCUCGGCUGGAGUAUUACAUCAUCGGGUUUGUUGCAAAGGACGACACUGAUAACGUGGUAGAGGAAAGGCAGAGAGCAUUUGACAUCAAUUUUCAAACAGGUGCCAUAUUUGUAAGAAGGCCUUUGAAUCGGGAGCUGGUGGCGACCUAUGAGCUCACUAUAUCAGUACACGACAAUGCCAGUGAGGUGAUCAGUCAUUCUGUCAGUGUUCCCAAUGCGAAGCUGACGGUGAAUGUUUUGGAUGUCAAUGAUAACCCUCCGCGAUUCAGACCGUUUGGGGUCAGUAUUUUCACUGAGAGGAUUCUGGAGGGAGCAACACCUGGAACAACGCUUCUCUCUGUUUCGGCCGUGGAUCCUGAUAAAGGCCCCAAUGGACAGAUCCGAUAUGAGCUCCUGAAUCUCCCUCCUGGGGAUUACAUCAGGCUGGAAGACCCUGCAGCGGGAAAAAUAAUUGCCAGCCAAACAGUAGAUUAUGAAGAGGUUGAGUGGCUGAAUUUCACCGUGCGCGCGAUAGAUCACGGAUCACCAGCUCGAUCUGUCGAGGUUCCUGUUUACCUACAGAUCCAGGACGUCAAUGAUAACAACCCUGUCUUUGUGCAGGCUUCCUAUCAGAAGCCAGUAUUUGAGGACGUCUCCUUGGGCACCGUCAUCCUCCAGGUUCGUGCUGUGGAUGCAGAUAACGGCAGGUUCUCAAAGAUUGAAUACAGCCUGGUAGAUGGUGAGGGCAGGUUUGGAAUCAACCCUGAGACGGGUGAUAUUUACAUUCUGGCUGCGCUUGAUCGGGAGAAAAAGGACCACUAUACAUUGACGGCCGUUGCCAAGGACAACCCAGGUGACAAUCCAAGUAAUCGCAGAGAGAAUGCUGUGCAGGUGCUGGUAACUGUCCUGGAUGUCAAUGACUAUCGCCCCAAGUUCUCAAAGAAUGUGUUUAGCACCAGUGUGUAUGAGAAUGAGCCAGGAGGGGCCUCUGUGGUUGCUGUGACUGCUUCGGAUCUGGACGAGGGAGAAAAUGCGGAGUUACAAUACAGUAUUCAGGGACCAGGAGCAGGUAGCUUCAACGAGGCCUUUAGGAUUGAUGAGAACACAGCAGUGAUCACCACCACACGGCGUCUGGAAUCCUACGAGAGGUUUAAUUUGACCAUUGUUGCCACGGAUAAAGGCAGACCACCACUCUGGGGGACAACUCAGCUCAAGGUCGAAGUGAUUGAUGUUAACGACAAUCGACCUGUGUUUGUCAGGCCCCCCAAUGGGACAAUUCUACACAUCAUGGAGGAGAGGGACCCCGGGUUCAAUGUGUAUGAGGUGCUGGCCACCGACAACGACGAGGGUGUGAAUGGAGCCGUCCGGUAUGGCUUCCUUAAGACAGCAGUCAACAAAGACUGGGAAUACUUCAGCAUCGACCCCAUCAGUGGGAUCAUCAAUACCACAACCAGGUUGGACAGAGAGAAGCAGGCUGUCUAUAAUCUCAUUCUCUUGGCCUAUGACCUAGGGCAACCUGUUCCCUACGAGACCACACAGCUUCUGCAAGUGGCCCUGGAUGAUAUUGACGACAAUGAGCCCCUCUUCCUCAAGCCGCCUAGAAGUUUACAGUACCAGCUCCUUUUUGUGGCUGAACACUCUGAUCCUGCGACAGUUGUCGGGAAUGUGACUGGAGCCAUCGAUGCAGAUGAGGGCGCUAAUGCUGUGGUCUAUUACUUCAUAGCAGCUGGAGAUCCAGAAAACAACUUUCAUUUGAACAGGAAUGGACUGCUUAAGGUGCUGAACGACCUGGACCGGGAAACAAACCCAUUCUACACCAUCAUCGUCAAGGCCUCCAGCAACCGGAACUGGAAGCCUUCAAGACAGAGGAGUCAGGUUUUUGACCCCAGCACUGACCUCACCCUCCAGGAGGUCCGAAUCUUCCUGGGUGACAUUAAUGACCAGCCGCCUAUAUUCACAAAGUCAGAGUACACAGCUGGUGUUGCAACCGAUGCUAAAGUUGGCUCUGAACUGAUCAGAGUGGAGGCAUAUGACGCUGAUAUUGGAAACAAUAGCCUGGUCUUCUAUCAGAUUAUUAAUAUCCGCUACAUAAACCUGCAGCUCAAUGAUUCUGAAGAUGUUGGGAAUGUCUUCAUCAUAGGGGAACAUGAUGGCAUUGUGAGGACCUUCGACCUCUUCACAGCCUACAGCCCCGGGUAUUUCCUGGUGGACAUCAUGGCGUCAGACCUGGCUGGACACAACGAUACGUCAGUGAUCGGGAUUUACAUUCUGAGGGACGACCAGCGGGUCAAGAUCGUCAUCAAUGAGAUUCCCGAGAGGGUGCGGGAGUUUGGCGAGCAAUUCAUUAAAUUACUUUCUAACAUCACUGGAGCCAUAGUCAACACGGACGAUGUGCAGUUUCACGUUGACCUGAAGGGCCGGGUGAAUUUUGCCCAGACAGAUGUUCUGAUCCAUGUGGUGCACAGGGAAACAAACCGGAUCUUGGACGUGGAGAGGGUGAUACAAAUGAUUGAUGAAAAUAAAGAACAAUUAAGGAAUCUGUUCCGUAAUUACAAUGUCCUCGAUGUCCAGCCAGCUGUGACUGUCAGGGUGGCUAAUGAUAUGACAUCUUUGCAGAUGGCGAUAAUUAUUCUUGCAGUGUUGCUGUUCUUGGCUACUAUGCUGUUCAUCUUCAUGAACUGGUAUUACAGAACUGUGCACAAAAGGAAGUUGAAAGCCAUUGUAGCAGGUUCCACUGGUAAUCAAGGGUUUAUGGACAUACUGGACAUGCCAAACACCAACAAGUAUUCAUUUGAAGGAGCAAACCCAGUCUGGCUUGAUCCCUUCUGUAGGAACCUGGAACUAGCAGCUCAGGCUGAGCAUGAAGAUGACCUGCCAGAGAAUCUCAGUGAUAUCACGGACCUCUGGAACAGCCCAGCCAGGACACAUGGCACAUUCGGGCGUGAGCCACCCGCAAUGAAACCAGAGGAUGAUCGAUACCUACGUGCAGCCAUACAGGAGUACGACAGUAUUACAAAACUCGGGCAGAUCAUGCGAGAAGGCCCCAUUAAGCUUAUUCCCAGCGACAUGGAGGACGAUGAUGAAAAGCUCCCCAGCCGUGGGACACUGCGGUUCAAGCAUCGCCAUCCCGUGGAGCUAAGGGGACCUGAUGGAAUCCACAUGGUACAUGGCAGCACGGGCACCUUGCUGGCUUCUGACCUCAACAGUUUGCCAGAGGAUGACCAGAAGGUCUUAGUCAGGUCCCUGGAAACCCUGAACACAGAGAGUGGGAGCUACACAGACAGGAACGCCAGGACUGAGUCUGCAAAGUCUACCCCAAUGCACAAGAUGAAAGAAAGGGUGAGGGACAUCCCACUGGAAAUCACAGAACUUUGACAGCUGGGCCAGCCUGUGAUCCUUACUACUCUUUUAAUUCAAGUGAUUGUCUGGGCUGAAGCCUAGCGGCAGUAUUUAUUGGCUGAAGUAUUGCUGCUGGUGGGCGGGGGGGGGGGAGAGCUGUUUAAAGAGGGUCCUUACUACAGUCUCCACUGCCACUACCAGGGAUUGUACCCCGGUGCAAACUAAAGCCAGAAGAUGUGUGGAAUCAUUAAGAUGAUUAAAUCUGGUGGAACUCACCAUGUGUAAACCGAUACCAUCAGCUUGAACUCAAAGUGAUGUACAGUAUGUGCGUGUGUACCUGCGUGUGUGAAAACAUGUUCUCCCACCCCCAUUUCUAGUUUUUGAUUUCAGUGGCUCAACUUGGUGAAUAAAGAUACAAGGAGCAAAAUCCAAGUUUGGUAGAGAAAUAAUUUAAUUUCUCAGAAAGUAGUGAGGUGGAGUUUAAGUGUUCUGGGGAAUGUUGGGGGGGAAGGGGUGGGGGGAAGGAUGUCCAUUAGAACUCUGGCUCGCCACUGUAAAUCUGGCAGGAUCAAGGAUGUCUAAACAAGUUGUUCUGAUAUUCAUCAUAUGAAAAAAUUUAAAAUAAAAGUAACUAAGAAACUAUUUUGUUGUAAAAGGCCAAUACCUUAUCUGGCCCCACCUCAAGGUGAUUCCAGUUGUGUACCAAUGUGUUUUUAUUCUUGUAUUCAAAAUGGCUAGACUUCUACCUAAUUCCAACUUUCUCAGAGCAACUCACUUUGCCAGUA
Molecule: messenger RNA, 10875 nt
Organism: Mobula hypostoma (lesser devil ray)
Lineage: Eukaryota; Metazoa; Chordata; Chondrichthyes; Myliobatiformes; Myliobatidae
Gene: cdh23
Product: cadherin-related 23
Exons: 67
Coding region: 167-10126 (3319 amino acids)
Biological process (GO): calcium-dependent cell-cell adhesion; cell-cell adhesion mediated by cadherin; homophilic cell-cell adhesion
Cellular component (GO): catenin complex; plasma membrane; adherens junction
Molecular function (GO): calcium ion binding; cadherin binding
Source: RefSeq, a predicted model, not a curated record